Molecule: messenger RNA, 345 nt
Organism: Cryptomeria japonica (Japanese cedar)
Lineage: Eukaryota; Viridiplantae; Streptophyta; Pinopsida; Cupressales; Cupressaceae
Product: transcription factor MYB4-like
Exons: 3
Coding region: 1-339 (112 amino acids)
Source: RefSeq, a predicted model, not a curated record
AUGGGUAGAUCCCCUUGCUGUGAUAAAAUGGAGAUGAAAAAGGGCCCCUGGACACCCGACGAGGAUAAGAUUCUUGCUAAGUAUAUUCAGAAAAAUGGCCAUGAAAGCUGGCGAGCUCUUCCCAGAAAGGCUGGGCUACUUCGAUGUGGGAAGAGUUGCCGCCUACGUUGGACUAAUUAUCUGAGACCCGAUAUUAAGCGAGGCCGAUUUCAACCAGAAGAAGAAAGAACUAUUCUCCAGUUGCAUGCAAUUCUAGGCAACAGGUGGUCCACGAUUGCUUCCCAACUGCCAGGGAGAACUGAUAAUGAGAUUUCAAGGCACCUACUGAUAUUUUCUUGAAGCUCU